CUCACAAGAUCCCACAAAUCAUUUUGUCACCAGCAAGCUGUGACAAGCAAAGGCAGAAAGUUGUUUAAAAAAAGGAGGCGUGUAGACGGGGAGCUGUGUCACAGGGAGGCGGAGAUGCAACAAAACUGAGGUGGAAGCCAAACGCAUGGAUAGACGGAAGACACGGACGGACACCCGCCAGCCUCCAGUGGUGCUGCUGAGUCUGGAGGAGAAGGUGUGUCAAAGUUCGGGAAAGAUCAUUUUUAGCUAUUGCGAGGGAGGAUGUACGUGAAAAGCUGCGGCAGGUCACAUGCUGUUGUUGCUCAAAAAGGGAGAAGAUCCUUUUCACAAUGGUCUCAGCGCCAGCUUGUGAGUGACUUUUAAAACGACUCAAAAUCUUGAAAAAGCUCAUCCGAUUACCCGUUUUGGGGGCUCCCGAGCUCAGCCCGAUUGGACAUGAGUGUGUUAAAUAGUCCGCAGUGAUGUGUUAAGGAGCAGAGGAAGUGGUGUUUUUGCUCAGCUGAGUGUAUAAAAAAAACGUGAGGAGAAACUGCCUGCUGAGCUGAACUACACUGAACUGACACAUGGAGGGAGGGUGGUUCUCUACUAGCACAAGGUCCAAAUAUUCUAUGGAGGUUAUUUAAAUAAUCAGUCUGCUUGUGAGUGACUGCAAGGCUUUUGACAGUUCUCACGUCAUUGUGUUACCUGCCUUGCUGAUUCAGGGGCUUCCAGUAGCCCGCCCUCCAGAAGACCCAAAUGUUAGGAGCUAUUCACAGUCCUGAACUUCCAAGACUCUCCACACUGCUUUAAUUGUUCUCUCUGAGGGUAAACACCUUGCGUCAGUCGCACCUUUCCGCCUGUGAUUCACUUCAUCCGAGCGCUCCAGGCCAGCCAGGAGAGAAGCGAGGAGCCAGGACUCGGCCUAGGCACAUCUCCAGUGGUGCGCCAUGAAACUGGCCCUUCUGAUCGUGGUGGCUGUCUACAUGGUGGCGCGGGGGAGCAGCAUGUCCACGUGCAAGACUCUGGAUUUGGAGAUGGUGAAGAAGAAGCGCAUCGAGGCCAUCAGGAGUCAGAUCCUCAGCAAGCUGCGUCUGUCCAAGGAGCCUGAGGAGGAUCCGGAGGAAGACGAUGAGGAGAUCCCCUCUACAUUGAUGUCGCUCUACAAUAGCACGAAGGAGAUGCUGAGGGAGCAGCAGACCCAAGUCCAGACAGACAUCUCUACCGAGCAAGAAGAGGAGGAGUAUUUUGCCAAGGUGCUCCACAAGUUUAACAUGACCAAAAAAAACUACACAGAGACCACCAAAAACUCCAAAAGCGUCUCGUUAUCCUUUAACAUCUCCGAGAUUCAGGGCAGUGUGGGCAACUACCGCCUAUUGACCACCGCCGAGCUGCGGAUACUCAUCAAGCAGCCCACGAUACUCAAAGAGCAGAGGGUGGAGCUGUACCGCGGUGUGGGCCCGUCAGCCCGAUACCUGGCGUCCCGCUUCAUCACAAACCAGUGGAAGGACAAGUGGCUCUCAUUUGAUGUAACGGAGACCUUGCAGGACUGGCUCCAACACAAACAGGAAGAGCAGGGAUUCGAACUUCGGCUCUUCUGCGAGUGCAGUCAAAGGAGCGCCGAUGCCACUUUCAGCUUCUACAUCUCCGGGAUCGACAACGACCGAAGCGAUAUCGGAAUAAUAAAGCAGAUGACCCAGCAGCCCCCAUUCAUCCUGACCAUGUCCAUCCCGCAAAGUGCCAGUGGUCAGCUCAGCUCACGGAAAAGACGCUCCACAGACACUCGAGACACCUGCUCAGCCCAGACAGAGACCUGCUGUGUAAGGAGCCUGUACAUCGACUUCAGGAAAGACUUGGGCUGGAAGUGGAUCCACCGACCGACCGGUUACCAUGCUAACUACUGCAUGGGUUCCUGCACCUACAUCUGGAAUGCUGAGAAUAAGUACUCUCAGAUUCUGGCCCUGUACAAGCACCACAAUCCCGGAGCUUCAGCCCAGCCAUGCUGCGUACCCCAGGCACUGGAACCCCUUCCCAUUCUCUACUACGUCGGCAGACAACACAAGGUGGAGCAGCUGUCCAACAUGAUUGUCAAAUCCUGCAAGUGUAGCUAAAAGUUGACAAGACCUAGAAAUUACAUGGAAGACUCCCACUUACGUGACAGUUGCUGAAAAGGAGAGCCGAGCAGGAACUGUUGAAAGUCACCCUUUGCCACGUUGGAAUCAUACCUUUCAUUGAUGUCCUGGAUAAUAUUGUAUACAUUUUUUUCCAUUGCUGUAGUGACUUUUGAAAAGGAUUAAUUUAUUUUGGGGAUGGACAGAUGUGUGCAAGCCUCACAUCAGGACCCAAGUGAUGUCGACUGGACGAUAGAUGUACGCCACAACCACGAUCAUGUAGCUGAAGGCAUGGAAAACAGCUGCUGUUGUUUUUGGGGUUUUCCCAGGGGACAGUGCAGCAGGUGUGUUUACAAAGGACAGCAGGAGAGCACACGAGGGACGCUUCGCUCCACGGAAACUCCCUCCGACUGAGAGUUUUUAGUUUUUCAACCUAUGUCAAGUCUUUACAUUUUUUUAAUGUCGUUCUUUGGUUUGUUUUUAUGAAUGAAUGUCAGCUUAUCCACAUGAAGCUUUUUCCGUGCUGUAUAAAAAUAGACUUAGUUUCCAUUCCAAGUUUGUCUUUUGUCCGAAGAUUUUUUUCUGCACUAUAGUAAACCCCUACUUCACAGCAUGAGUCUUAUUUCCAACCAAUUAUGAAAAUCUGCGACUAAAUGACACCCCCAAACAUUUUUUAUAAUUGCUCCUAAUUACAUCUUGAACUGUAAAUGUACUACAAAGUAUAAUCUCACAAGACACUUAAUUGAUCUUACAUUAGCCUUCCAAAUAAGUGGCUUACAAAAUGCCCCAAGAAAGCGGUGUAUAUCAUCUUGCCACCUGUAAAAAUACCAAUUAUGUAUAAAAGAAUAAAGUGCCCUCCGCCGUCUGUUAGUUUGAGUUUUUUUAUUAGCCACUCGGCAGAGCAAAUAUAUACUCAUGCAGCAAAGACAUUCUCGUAAUGUACACUAACAACCCAGGCAAAAUUUCUCCUUCUCCCCAACAUGCAAGCAUCUUUGAGUUGUAUCACUUGAACAUACUUCCUUGAUAGUAAUUACUACUUUCCUAUUUGCUGAUCCAUAGCACAACAUAGAGGCACCUCAGGGUGUUAAUAAAAGAGCAGAAAUAUGCACAUAAGUGAGUUUUUCAGAAUAUAGCUGUGGGUAGAUACCACAGGGGAAAAAAAUGCAAACGGGGGAAUUAGUCAAUGGUGAACUGGGAAUAUGAGGGGGUUACUGUAUUCACUUCCUCCAAAGUCAUGUGUUUUAGGAAUGAAGCAAAAACAAGUUUUAUAGUGCACUUCAUGGUUGGAUGUUGUAAAUAGAAAAAAAAUAAACACUGAUGUUA
Messenger RNA from Syngnathoides biaculeatus (alligator pipefish), 3410 nucleotides. RefSeq names its product transforming growth factor, beta 1a (gene tgfb1a). The record is from RefSeq and is a predicted model, not a curated record. Bases 927 to 2087 code for a protein of 386 amino acids. Gene Ontology annotation, biological process: transforming growth factor beta receptor signaling pathway; regulation of cell population proliferation; SMAD protein signal transduction. Lineage: Eukaryota; Metazoa; Chordata; Actinopteri; Syngnathiformes; Syngnathidae. Gene Ontology annotation, cellular component: extracellular region. Gene Ontology annotation, molecular function: cytokine activity; type III transforming growth factor beta receptor binding; type II transforming growth factor beta receptor binding. The transcript has 6 exons.